Messenger RNA from Setaria italica (foxtail millet), 3393 nucleotides. RefSeq lists its product as uncharacterized. The record is from RefSeq and is a predicted model, not a curated record. NCBI's taxonomy places the organism in Eukaryota, Viridiplantae, Streptophyta, Magnoliopsida, Poales, Poaceae. The transcript has a single exon. Gene Ontology annotation, molecular function: aspartic-type endopeptidase activity. The coding region runs from base 1 to 3393 and encodes 1130 amino acids. Gene Ontology annotation, biological process: proteolysis.
AUGUGCGGCGGCGGUGAUUUGUUCCAAUCUGGCGAAGGGCAACAAAGCUCCGACGCUAACAUCAAGGAUGGCGGGGGCGGAAGCGGAGAUCAAGGACAUCAGCAAGAAAUUGGACAUCAUCCUGACAUGAUAGAUGGCGUCAACAAGUGGCGUCCUACCAUCGACACCGCGGUGGACGAGCUGUCCCAGGUGGUCGGCAUGCUCACAUCGCGCGUUGAGGUACUGGAGCAACCCAGUGCUCAGCUCUUACCUCCCAAGGUCCCGAUGCGCGAGGAAGAGGGACGGGCCAACGGCCACCGCGUCGAACAAAGUUACCAGGGGUCUGCUGAUAGGGCCCUUGUCCCUAAGCAUCCCCUGGUCAAGGGUGAGCAAUCACAAUUCCAUCCUCGCAAUAUACUUGAAUGUGGUGACUCUAUAGGCCGACCAUAUGCAUCAUACCAUUCUACUCAUUCCAAUCACACCUUCAAAAUGCCUAAAACUGAUUUUCCUAGUUUUGAUGGAGAUAACCCAAAGUGGUGGAAAGAUAGGUGUGAGAAGUAUUUUGACAUGUACCAUAUUCCUUAUCAUGCUUGGGUUGGAUUUGCUACUAUGCACUUUGUGAAGGGGGCUGCUUACUGGUUUCAGACCUAUGAAGCUAUGCAUAGAGUUGAGACAUGGCCUGAAUUGGUGAUAGCUAUUUUUGACAAAUUUGGUAGAGAUCAGUAUCAAAAAUUGAUGGAUGAACUACUUAAUAUUAAGCAACUGAGUACUGUUGAAGCUUAUCAUCUAAAAUUUGAUGAACUCCAACAUAGAGUAUUGGUUCAUAAUGGGAAUUUAGAUGACACCUUCUUUGUUACUAGAUUUAUGCAAGGGUUAAAAGAGGACAUUAGCUCUGUCAUUAGACUGCAUAAACCUAAGAAUGUUGAUACUGCUUUAGCUUUGGCCAUCACACAGAAGGAGAUUAUGACAGCUCGAGAUAUGUACAAGAAGAAGUCCUAUUAUAAGCAGGAAGUCAAGGAAUCUUAUAAGAAAAACUUCAAGUUUCCCAAUCCAGCCAAGGGGAUAUUGGGUGAAGCUCCUGGUGAUCCUGGUUUUUCUACAAACAAGCCACCACCCAAGAAGUUUGAAGGCAAAUUUGACUCUAUGAAGGCUAUGUUGCGAGCUAAAGGGUUAUGUUUCAAGUGCAGGGAGAAGUUUGGACCCAACCAUAAGUGUCCAGAACAUGUCUCUCUACACAUUGUGGAGGAAAUGUGGGAAGCCUUCCAGCUUGAGCAGGAAGGACAGGAGACAGUCACCUCUGAUACUUCUUCUGAUGUUGAUGAGAUAUUGAUGCAAUUAUCUGAGGCUACUCAAGAGGGGACAACUCAUAAGAAGACAAUGAGAUUAAUUGGUACCAUCCAAAAUCAACAAGUGCUACUCUUAGUUGAUUCUGGCAGUUCCAAUACUUUCAUUAGCAAGAAGAUGGUACAAGCUCUGAAUUGUCCUAUGCAAGCAGUAGCUUCAACUCAAGUCGUCAUAGCAGAUGGCACAAGGCUGAAAACAAAUAUGAUGGUGCCACAGGUGGAAUGGUACAUUCAAGGCCAGGCUUUCACCACUGACAUGAGAGUGUUAGAUAUCAACUGCUAUGACAUUAUUCUGGGCAUGGAUUGGUUAUCUGAAUUUAGUCCCAUGUGGGUCCAUUGGAAGAAGAAACUUAUGAGGUUCACUCACAACAAGCAAAGGGUUACUAUCAGGGGCAUUAAGGACAAAGUUCAGCAUUGCAAUAUGAUUUCAGCAAAGAUUCUUCAACACCUUCUCAAAAAGAAACAACUAGCACAAGUGGUUCAGUUAUGCAGAGUAGUGGAGCCAAAAACUUCAUCAGAACAACCUGUGGAGAUUCAGCAGUUGCUUCAGAAAAAUGCUGCCAUUUCUCAAGAACCACAAACAUUACCACCUGCAAGGCCCAUUGAUCAUACUAUCCCUUUGCUACCUGGAUCCCAAUCGGUGAACAUCAAACCAUACAGAUAUGCUCCGCGGUUGAAAGAUGAGAUGGAAGCUCAAAUCAAGGAUAUGCUCAGGCGAGGUAUCAUACAACAUAGCACUAGUCCAUUCUCUUCUCCUGUGUUACUGGUAAAGAAAAAAGAUGGGACAUGGAGGUUUUGUGUGGAUUACAGAAGGCUGAAUGCUAUUACUGUGAAAAACAAAUACCCCAUGCCAGUGGUAGAUGAAUUGUUAGAUGAGUUGAGCGGCUCUAACUGGUUUUCUAAAUUCGAUCUGAGGUCGGGCUAUCAUCAAAUCAGGUUUGCACCCUAUGACAUUCACAAAACUGCAUUCAAGACGUAUAGUGGCCAUUAUGAAUUCAGGGUGAUGCCCUCUGGGCUAACAAAUGCCCUAGCAACAUUUCAAGAUACUAUGAAUAAGAUCUUUGCUGAAUUCAACAGGAAGUUUGUCUUGGUGUUUGUAGAUGACAUUCUGAUUUACAGCACAUCAUAUGAACAACACUUGCAACAUUUGCAGUUAGUAUUUGAUGUUAUAGCAAAGCAUGAGUUUUUCUUAAAACCAAGUAAGUGUUCAUUUGCCCAACAACAGCUGGAGUAUUUGGGUCAUAUUAUCAGUGCAGAGGGGGUGGCCACAGAACCUUCCAAGGUUCAAGUGAUCCAAAAUUGGCCCACUCCCAAGAAUAGCAAAGACUUGAGGGCAUUUCUUGGAUUGGCUGGUUACUAUAGGAAGUUCAUCAAGAACUAUGGCGUCAUGAGCAAGAGCUUGACUGAACUGUUAAAGAAAAACAUGCCAUAUCAAUGGACCGCAACUAACCAAGAGGCCUUUGAGGCUAUUAAGGCUGCUCUUACAUCUGCUCCAGUCCUCAAAUUACCAGAUUUUCAACAAGAAUUCAUUAUUGAAACUGAUGCCUCGACUCAAGGAAUUGGAGCAGUCCUCAUGCAAGGCUCUCAUCCUUUAGCUUUUCUCAGUAAAGCAUUGGGGCCUAAGAACCAGGGACUAUCGACAUAUGAGAAAGAGUGUUUGGCUGUGUUAAUGGCAGUGGCUAAAUGGCGCCAAUAUCUUCAACAUGCUGAAUUUGUCAUCAGAACAGAUCAGAAGGCUUUAAUCCACUUGGAAGAGCAGCACCUUAACGCACCUAUGCAGCAAAAGACUUUUGUCAAAUUGCUGGGUUUACAAUUCAGGAUACAAUAUAAACAGGGAGCAGCAAACAAGGUGGCAGAUGCUUUAUCUCGACUACCAUAUCAAUAUACUGACACCCCUGAUCCAGAACAAGUAAUGGCAGUUUCAGUGGCAAAACCCACAUGGUUGUCUGCAGUAGUGGAUGGAUAUUUCACAGAUGCUCAGGCCACUAAGUUGCUGACUGAACUAACAGUUCAACCUACUGGGGUUCCUCACUAUACUUUGCAGGAUGGUUUAAUCAAAUACAAGGGAUGA